Erigeron canadensis is the source of this 1319-nucleotide messenger RNA. RefSeq names its product ankyrin repeat domain-containing protein 2B-like. The transcript has 9 exons. The coding region runs from base 127 to 1197 and encodes 356 amino acids. Gene Ontology annotation, biological process: protein targeting to chloroplast. Gene Ontology annotation, cellular component: chloroplast outer membrane. The record is from RefSeq and is a predicted model, not a curated record. Gene Ontology annotation, molecular function: protein binding; chloroplast targeting sequence receptor activity. Lineage: Eukaryota; Viridiplantae; Streptophyta; Magnoliopsida; Asterales; Asteraceae.
AUUUAAUAUUUAUAAUAAUAACUUGUAUCAAAAACCUCAUCAUCAUCAUCAUCAAAAUCAAUCCUCUCACAAUUUGUCGAUCUAAAAUCUUAUCAAUUAUUAUAAUUUAUAGUAGCUCCAAUCAUCAUGUCUCAGGUCAAUGAGAAAGAUGCUGCUGCUGCUGCAGUCAAACCUGAAGAGAAAUCUACUGACGAAAAGGCUGAUUCUGUCACAAAGAAAACUUCCUCAGAAUCAAGCUCCUCAGAUAUACCUGCUAUGCCGACCAUGCCUGGAGCUGGCGCCGGAUUCCCUGGAAAUCCUUUUGACUUUUCAUCUAUGGCUGGUCUACUUAAUGAUCCAAGCAUUAAGGAGUUAGCUGAGCAAAUAGCAAAAGAUCCCUCGUUCAAUCAAAUGGCUGAGCAACUUCAGCAAACUUUUCACGGUGCUGAUGAAGGAAUUCCCCAGUUCGAUACACAACAGUAUUAUUCCACCAUGCAGCAAGUGAUGCAAAAUCCUCAAUUCAUGAACAUGGCUGAGCGCCUUGGUAGUGCCAUGAUGCAGGAUCCAUCGAUGUCUCAGAUGCUUGAGAGUUUAUCGAAUCCAGCUCAAAAGGAUCAGCUUGAAGAAAGGAUGGCCCGUAUCAAAGAGGAUCCAGCCCUGAAACCUAUUUUAGAAGAGAUAGAAUCUGGAGGUCCAACAGCUAUGAUGAGGUACUGGAAUGAUCAAGAUGUUCUAAAGAAACUGGGUGAAGCAAUGGGUCUUGCAGUCACUGAAGAUGGUACUGGAACAGCUUCGGCUGGAAAUCCAGUAGCAGAUGAAGCUGAAGAGGAAGGAAAUGAGGACGAGUCUAUUGUACAUCAGACAGCUAGUGUUGGUGAUGUUGAGGGACUGAAGAAGGCGUUAGAGUCUGGCGCUGAUAAAGAUGAAGAAGAUGCAGAGGGAAGGACAGCAUUACAUUUUGCUUGUGGAUAUGGGGAGAUGAAAUGUGCUCAAGUACUUCUUGAGGCUGGAGCAAAGGUGGAUGCAUUAGAUAAGAACAAGAACACAGCUCUUCAUUAUGCAGCUGGUUAUGGAAGAAAAGAAUGUGUAGCUCUCUUGCUUGAUAAUGGCGCAGCAGUAACCUUGCAAAACAUGGAUGGAAAAACACCUAUCGAUGUUGCGAAACUCAACAACCAAAAUGACGUAUUGAAGCUGCUCGAGAAGGAUGCUUUUCUAUAAGUUGACCAUCUGUUGGUGAAUGUACACUUGCAAUGUCUUUUUUUACAAAAAAUUAAGAGUUUUAAUGUUUGUGUUGAACCCACUGAUUUUUCAGGAGUGCUAUACGUUGGUUGAUUUUAUCA